Prunus armeniaca (apricot) is the source of this 189-nucleotide messenger RNA. Lineage: Eukaryota; Viridiplantae; Streptophyta; Magnoliopsida; Rosales; Rosaceae. The record is from the annotation of a GenBank genome assembly.
AUGGUAGAGCCAGAAUCAUACAGCACCUAUAAGUCUGAGAGAAUCACAUACAACUUCAGCACCAUGAAAUUAAAGGGCAGCCAGUGCGAGGCUGCUGCCAUUGCGAGGUCUAAGGAUAGGCAGAUGUACACACAGCCCUGUGAAGAGACUGCUUCUUGUUUCAAACCUGCAUCCUACAUUGAGACUUAG